Molecule: messenger RNA, 2617 nt
Organism: Hippocampus zosterae (dwarf seahorse)
Lineage: Eukaryota; Metazoa; Chordata; Actinopteri; Syngnathiformes; Syngnathidae
Product: alpha-(1,3)-fucosyltransferase 4-like
Exons: 2
Coding region: 377-1468 (363 amino acids)
Cellular component (GO): membrane
Molecular function (GO): alpha-(1->3)-fucosyltransferase activity
Source: RefSeq, a predicted model, not a curated record
CUAAAAAUAAUGCCCUGAGAGUAUCCCCUUUACUGGAUGAAAAAAAUCGGGCACAGUGGGGGCGGCGUCUCUCCUGUACACUGAAACUUUGCUUAAACUCAAAGGUACAAUCUAAGUGUACCUGAUAAACGUGUCAUAAAAAGUUACUUAUUUCCUGAGCUGCCGUGGAGUUGUUUACUCAGUUUCCAAGUGCCAGGGAGGCCGUGUGGACGUCACAGAAGGCUCAUUGACAGGCACCAGGAACCCGCCAGCACCCUGCCACGUCUAAGUGUCGGCGUCUCGAUUGGACCAAUGCGAGCCGGAUUAAAGCUUUUCAAGGCUUAAGGCUGCCAUGAAGACUCCAAGGUGCGCUGGUGAUCGGGGGUGAAGGGCACCUAUGGGAGUUUGGGCUCGACGUACCCGCGCAUGCUCCAAGAGGCGCCCCGAUUCGCGCAAAUGUGAUUGCCACUUUCUUACCGCGGGCCUAGUGGCUGCCGUCUUCCUCGUCCUCCUGGGAUUUUCUUUGCCCCACUUACCGGAGCCGCUCGCGCUAAAGCCGGCAACGACAGCUCCCGAGGUGACGCUCUUGAUUUGGACUCAUCCGUUCGGGCGGAAGCGGCCACUUCCGGAUUGUUUGGCACGCUACGGCGUUGACGGCUGCGUGCUGACGGACGACAGGUUCCAGUACGCGCGCGCCGACGGCGUGCUCGUGCACCACCGCGAUGUUGCUGCGGGAACCGCCGAGCUACCGCCGGAAGUGGGUCGGCCGUCGGGGCAGAAGUGGAUAUGGCUGAACUAUGAGUCGCCCUCGCACACGCCAGACCUGUGGCGCCUGGAGGGCCGCUUCAACCUCACCAUGAGCUACCGCGUCGACUCUGACAUCUUCCUCCCGUACGGCUACCUGGUCCACAAGCAUGGCGGCGGGCAGCCGCUCUCAGAACCUUCGAGAACUUCUCGUCCUGGAUUGGUCGCGUGGGUGGUGAGCAACUGGGUGGAUUCGCAGGCCCGCGUGGCCUUCUACUACCAGCUCAGCCAGUACAUCCAGGUGGACGUGUUUGGCCGAGCUGGACACAGCCUUCCGGAAGGCCUCGGAAGCGUGGUGCGUCUGGUAAAGCACUACCACUUCUAUUUAGCCCUGGAGAACUCGCAACACACAGAUUACAUCACAGAAAAGCUGUGGAACGCUGUGCUGGCCGGAGCCGUGCCCGUGGUCCUGGGUCCUGCCCGGAAGAAUUACGAGCGCUUCCUGCCGCCCGAGGCCUUCAUCCACGUGGAUGACUUCCCCUCGGUCAAAGCUCUGGCUCUGUACCUGCUGGCGCUUAGGCGGGACCCGGCAAGGUUGCUGGGGCACCUGCGCUGGAGAACGGGCCUUGGACUGCGCCAGCCCGCCUUCUGGGGAGAACACUACUGCACCGCAUGCAGGGCACUAAGGAAGAACAUGGGACGCACCCACGUGGUCCGUGACUUGACUCGAUGGUUUGAGUCCUGAGGAGUGGACUGCUGGCAUACAGUAAACAAAACCCCCGCUACUUUCAGGGGAUUGGGAUAGAGCCCUGCAGCCAAUUUGGAAAAGCUACCAGUAAUUGACACAGUUCUAAUUGUAAACUAUAAUUAUACCACAAACUGAAUUCACAACACAUCAACAUAAUUUCAAACUCAUCUUGGAACUUAACCCUUACAAAUAAAUUACAGUCGAUAUGAAUUUGAACUAAUGCAGUCCAUUAUUAGUAAUACCCGGAACCUUGAUCAGCAGCCCUUAUGUAUACCCACCCCCAUUUGUAGUUGAGUAAAUAAACACCCAAGGCCACUGACAAUUUGAGGAAAUGUGGUGAUUACAUUACACACAAUGUUUCAAGGCGAACAACAAUUUCCUGUCAUGGAGGUUAUUAACACAGAUGUCUUAAGUCUCAUCAGAGACAACAAACAUACAAGGGCAGUUAUGUAUUAUUGUCAUCCUGUAUACUGUCGUCGGGCCUCCCUCGCUAUCCUUUCAUCUGUGCUUUUUGCCCAUACGUCUCCCAACCCCCCCACCAAUCAAACCCCCACCCCGUUCCCCUUCCCUUUCUUCUUGUUUUUCCUGUCUACUGAACAGAGACAUGUUGAUAUGAGACCCUGCUUGCCCGGCCGCAAGGGAGCAAGUCUCUGGUGCCUUUUGAUCAGCUGCAAGAUCAGACAUGUCGCCCCACCCCUCCGUCCCCCAUGUACACUCCAGCGACUGAUCAUGCAGUAUAAUGGGCAGCCGCGGACGACCCCGAAAGAUGCACGCCCACGCCCGUUCCCGAUACAAAGCCAAUCGAAGCGGCCUGUUGUUUACCUCUGCUCGCACGCCGCGUUCGCUUGUUUUCUGGACGCCAGGGACGUAAGAUGGAUGAUCCUAAUCACACAGGAGCCAUCAGCGAGACAGAGUGGAAGGUCCAUGGGCCGGCGAGACACAGUCAUGGGAAACCAACCGUCAGAUUGCUGCGCGGCACGCUUUUAUUUGUCGCCUUUGUGCCUAUGCAUGGGACUUACUUGCUUUUGGCACACGUGGACAAGAAUAUGAAAACUCCUGUUGCGGUGGCCAUGUUUGGAUGAUGAUUCUGUGUUGAAUUAAAUGGGAAUGCCAUUAAUUCAUUCCAGCCUCCUCCCAAAAACUAAC